This is a messenger RNA of Lymnaea stagnalis (great pond snail), 13188 nucleotides long. NCBI's taxonomy places the organism in Eukaryota, Metazoa, Mollusca, Gastropoda, Lymnaeidae. The record is from the annotation of a GenBank genome assembly.
AACAAAAAUUAAAAUGGCACCGAAAGGUAAAAAUCGCAACGAUGUUUUGGAGGAAGAAUUUUUCCUUCAAGCUGUUGUUAUUGCUGAUAGUUUCAAUGUUCGAUUCGGGCCAGUGACUUAUAAAAAACCUCGGGUAAGAUUAUGUAAUUCUUAAAUUAAACGUUGAGUAUUCCAUCGAACCAAUGAUGUCUAGUGGGGAAAAAUUUAAUUAAUGGUGGGCAGACCUGAGACUGGCUAUUUUUUUUUUCUUCUGAUCGUGAUCACCCAGACGCGAGAGAUGAUGCAAUAAUUAAUCGUUAAGCAUAGCCUAACACAACUAUUUACUUGGCUUUAUUUUUUUAAUUUACACGUUAGAAAAUAAUAUUAAAUAUAUACUAGCCUAUAUUAGAACUUAGGCCCAGACUAGAGAACUAAACUAACUAAUGUAAAAAAUGUCAGUACGCCAUCUUGGUGCCCUAGGCACAAACCCACAUGGGUGCCCCUACUGCCCCCGGCCCCUGAUCCUCUACCAGUUUUUUAGUACAUCUUCAAAGUUAAUUUUGCGCAACAAGUCUGCCUCAAUCAUCAGCAAAGAUAAAGAAUCAAGCCUUUCUUGUUUCUUUGUCGAUCUACUUGGAUUUUUUGUAUGUUUCAACUGAGAAAAAGAGUGCUCAGUAGAACAGUUCGUAACCAUUAAUGUUAAAAAUAUGUGCAAGGCGAGGUCUACUUUUGGAAAAGCACACUUGAUGUUGUCUCUAACUAUUACUUUGUAGAGUUCUGCAUGACUGAAAGUGUUGUUCUCAGAUUUUGAUGCACGAAACUUGUGGCGAAUAUGAGUGGAACUGUUGUAGUUCAGUUUAUAAAUUAUUGUUAAGAUCUUCAGGAUAAGCAUUUGUUAGUCCUUCACAACACUGAGAUGUUUGUGGUACAUCGACCAAACAAGAAAAUCGAACUGCUAGAUCAUUAUAUACCUGUCCUCAUCUACUCAUCUCUGUCUCAAGUUUGUCAACAAUGGUGUAGAAAGCAGAUAUACGAAAUUUGUCUCCGGCAUUCUGAAAAACCUCAGGGGCAUCACCAUCAAUGACCACUGUCAUUCAUUUAUGAUUAUGGGUCAAAGUUGACUUAUAAUCCACACAUGGUGUUAUUUCUUUUGCAGCUUCUUCAAAUCUUUCAAAUUCAUUCCUAGAUUCAUGCAAGGGAUCUGCUAGUGAAGAAUACAAAUCAGCACAUGUUUUCAAGUUCAUGUGCUCAUUUUGUAGAGCUUGACUGACCCUAUUCACAAUUUUUUUCACUAGCAGACCAAAACGGAAGUGAAUUUGUCACUACGCAUUAGUGCGUUACGUAGCACAAACAUAUCCCAGAAAAGUAAAAAAAUAGCACCAAAAAACCUUGAAGAAAAAAAUAACAAAAAAUAGCAAAAAAACUGGGUGGGGGGCAUUUUACCCCUGGAUUGUGGGACCAAGGUUAAAUAAUGUGCGAUUCAAUAUUACAUUUGCAAUUUGCUUAUGCCAUGCAAUUACGCUACCGGGGCAAUAUACACAUUUUUCUUGAGGACUUGUGGUGCCCCCCUAAAUGCUUGGUGCCCUAGGCACGUGCCUUGUUUGCCUAAUGGUUAAUCCAGCCCUGUAUAAGCCUAUGAAAACAUAUUUCCCAGCAUCCUGAUCAUUGGCAAGUAAUAUCUACACAUUGCAUGGUACCUGUAGCCCAGGGAUGGGUAAUGUUUUGGGGCAUAUUUAAAGCAGUGAAAAGUUUAUCAACCAAGCUUCUCGCAAUAUUUUAGAUGCCAGUAAAUAAUAAUGCCCAUUGUUAUCAUUUUCAAUCAAUAUUUUUUUUAGCUAAAGCUUUAAAUCGCUAAAUUAUUCUUUGUAAAAUUCACAUCAAUAAAAGACUUCAUAAAUUUUAAAAUGUUAUGUUUCUUUUCAUUUUUUAUAAGGCUCUACUGCCUCUGGUGAAUAUACCUCUCCUUGACUACACCCUUGAGGCCUUGGCAAUAUCUGGGGUGAAGGAUGUCUUUGUAUUCUGCUGUCACUUAGGAGAACAAGUUCGGGAGCAUAUAAGGUGAAUGAGGAAACAUUAACAAAUAUUAAUUAUUUGUAAUUAGAAUUAUAGAAGAUUUAACCAGGAAGUGGUGAGUUCAUAUUUAAAUUAAAUACAGUCAGGAAGUGGUGAGGUCGUAUUUAAAUACAGCCUCAAAGAGGUAACGUCAUAUUUAACUACAUUUCAGUAAUAAAAUACUUUUCUGUUGUAUUGUUUUUAUAAGUCAUUGAGAAUUGUUUCAAAACUCUCCAUAAAUUGCCUCACCUGACAGUUAGCAGUUUCUGAAUUAACAGAACAAAUAUCUCAAUCCUACAACUAGUCAUAACUUUUAUGAUAUUGUACUAACCUCAACAGACAGUCAAAAUGGCAAGAAGGUGGCUCCCAGAUGACAGUGACAGCCUUGAUGUUAGAUUCGUGCAGGUCUAUGGGAGAUGUUCUCAGAGAGAUUGAUGCAAAGUCCUUGAUUCGAUCUGACUUUAUCCUUAUUUCAGGGGACAUUGUCUCCAACAUGGAUAUAAGCUUAGUAGUCAAAGAGCACAAGUAAGAUUUGUCACAGUUCUGAACACAUUUAUGUAUACAGGAAAAUAUAUGCAAACCAGAACUCUUAAUAAACUAAUACUGAUGAAUCAAAUCUAUGCAUUUUGUAGGUGCUGACUUAUGCCUCAGCUUCAUUAAUAUCAGUAUAGUGUUAACAUGUUUAUUUUAACAAUUUGUUAUUGAAGUGAACAUUAUAAAAUAAAAACAACAUUCAACUGAAUUCACAUAGGAGUAAUGUGUUGUUAUCCAUGAACUCUUUCCACUUAUUAAGGCUAAAAUAUCAACACAAAACUAUACAUCGAUGAUCAACUAGAUUAAUUAAUUUUUAAAUAACUGCAAUCUACUGUUAAUAGUUCAUUUUUCCUAGCAAUAGCUAACCAGUCCAUAACCUUCACUAUCUGUUUGGAUUUCUUGCAGCCUCAUCUUUUUCAUUAACAUUUUUGUUGUUAUUUUGCAUGCUUAUGAUUAUUAGCUACCUAUGAGUAUGAGCAUAUUAAAUGAUACUACAAAUUUAACUGCCUUCAAACAUUUUUUGACAGUAUUUUAGUAUGAAAUAUAUUUUAUUAGACCAGGUUAUUUUAAAAUAUUUUAAUGUAACUUUAACUGAACUAUUGCAGGGAGCGCACUCAUGGAAAAGACAAAUCAUCUGUGAUGACUAUGGUUUACAAAGUGGCCCUUCCGGGUCACAGGUCACGAAGCAAAGAAGACGCCAUGCUCUUGAUUGAAGAGGGGGAAACCAAGAGACUUCUCCACUUUGAGAAAUCACAUGAUAAAAGGAAAAUUAAAAUACCCACAGUAUGUAAAAUGUAUUCAAAUAUAUUGAAAUAUGUUCGAGAAAUAUUAAUUAGUCAAAUUCAUAUUUAGCUUCUGAUGAGAGAAAAGCCCGAAUCGCAUGAUUCAUAUUAAAUUUAUUAAGCUAAGCAAAACACCUGAAAGGCUUGUCUUUUAAAAUUUUGGCCUUCAUUGUUGUAAUUAUUUAAGCUACAUUUCUCUUGAUGGCAGGAAAUACUGCUGGAACACGAAGACAUCAUCAUUCAUAAUGACCUGAUGGACUGUCACAUUUCUAUAUGCUCGCCAGUGGUCCCAACGCUCUUCACUGACAAUUUCGAUUACCAAACUCGGGACAAUUUUGUCAAAGGAAUUCUCAUUAACGAAGAGGUUGUUCAUGAUUAAAACUCUCAAUAGAAACAAAUAAGAAUCGCCAUCAAAAAUUAAAUGAGAAAGUACAGCUUCAUCAGCCAUACCUUCUAAGUGAUAUUUAUCUUCAUCUUUUUAAGAAUUCUUUGUUCACAGUCAGUUUGUUUUUAAAAUGGAUGGCUAUUUGCAGUGUUUUAAAGAAUUUUAUUUACAUUUGUAGUGAAUUCAAGCAAAAACAGUGAACACGCUUGUAUUAUUGCAACUAGGUGAAUCUUCAAUACUUUAUGUAAAAUUGCAUUUACAAAAGUGUAUUUGGGAUAAUGCAUUGAUAAUUUUAUUGACAUAUAUUUUUGAAAAUGAAACUUUCAUGUGAUAAUUUAUUUAUUUUUGUGGGGGGGUCUAUCCUGCAGAUCAUGGGCUAUAAAAUACAUCUGAGCAUCAUACGAGACAAAUACGCAGCUCGUGUUUCAAAUAUGCAAACUUAUGAUGCCAUUAGGUGAGAUGAAUUUUAUUACGAGAAUCCUCUUGUGGAUACAUGCGGUCACCACAUUUAGGUUACACUUAUAAGCAAAGCCAAAGGUCAAUUAAUCUCAACCAUUUUAUUUUUUAUUUAUUUUUUUUAAAUUCUGAUGCCCAUUACUUGACUGAACAAAACUGAAAUAUGAAAAUGACAGAAUACAUCCUUACUUGUAACAGUGUUUUUUGUUUGUUUGUUGUUGUUGUUGUUGUUUUUUUUUGGGGGGGGGGUGUGCAUUUCUAGACUUUUUGUUUUAUCUAACGUCGUUUAAAAGCUCAUAAUUAUAUUUAUUCAUUAAUCGUGAUAUUCUGCCUUCCUUUUGAUAGUAAAGAUGUCAUUGCUCGAUGGACAUACCCUCUUGUCCCGGAUAUGUUUGGAUCUAGUCACAAGGAGACCAUCAAGUAUGGCCGUCACAAUGUGUACUGUGGUGAGGAUGUUACCCUUGCAAGGUAUUCUGGUCUAGUACACUCUGUGUGGUCCAACAAGGCUGUGGUAGAAUUGGGAUAUUCUUAGUCUGCGUGAAGUCUGGUGCUCUGACUGUAGGUGGGGGGAAAAAAAGUUUGACUAUGCUUUCAAAUCCUUAUGGUUGAAGACUAAUAAAUAUUUGAAUAAUUAAACACACAGUCUUUAAAUUGCAGAGUUAAUAUGUUAUGCUGGUUUUUGGGUCACUGAAAAAACUAAAAAUGUCAUUUGGUUUUGAAACUUGACGUAUUUAUUAUAUUUUCACUUCAAAGGAAGGUAGCCUUAACUUCUUCUGCCUUGAAAAGAAGAACAUUUUUAAAGUAUUUAAGUGUCCCAUUUGAUUCCAAUCAGAGCAAAUAUAUUUCCUUUAAUUUUUUGCACACAUUUUUUUAAAGUCAACUUAGCUGUUUAUUUUAUGGCUGAGCAUAGUUUAAUUCCAUAGAGGUCAAUGACCUUCCAUCCUAAUCCUUAUUCCUUUAUACUAAUCUUUGCUAUGUUUGCUACUAACAGUAAAAGCUUAAUGUUACAAUUUUUAUUCCAAUGAAUCGAUAUUCAAAACUGUUCAUGGUGAGAACUUAUGAGCUGCUUUGUUUGGGGCUCAGAGAGUUGCAACGCGGCUGGUCAUGAUGCCUCUGCCCACCAUUCCCAUAAAGUAGUUGUUUCAGAUCAUGAAUUUUGAUCAUACUAAGAAGAUACUAUUUCGAGUGGGUUUGGUAGAUCAUUAGGAGUAAGUAGAAAACGAAACAGACAAAAUGAUGGAAAAUGUUCUUGUUAUAUUAAAUCACAAUCACAUUUUAUGUGCAGGGGCUGUGAUCUCCAGAAAGAUGUUGUUGUAGGAAGAGGGACCUGCAUCGGCAGUGGAUCUGUUAUAUCAGGCUGUGUUAUUGGAAAGAACUGCCAGAUCGGUAAGUCUGUUUUAGUUAAAUUAUCAUCUGGUUUAAGGUUGGUCAGGGGUGGCAAAAUCAACUGGGCAUGCUUGUGUAUGGCCAAUAGGCGCUGCUUGUGGUUGGUAGAUUGGGGAUGCUUGUGGGUGGCAGAAUCAGUUGGGGAUGCUUGUGGUUGGUAGAUUGGAGAUGCUUGUGUGUGGAAGAAUCAGUUGGGGCUACUUGUGGUUGGUGGAUUGGGGAUGCUUUUGGGUGGCAGAAUCAGUUGGGGAUGCUUAACAUGGUGAAAUCAGUAAGACAGGAGUUAAGCUUGCAAACUGACUUUUCAUAUUAUAGUCGCUAAAACAUCAGAGUUACUUCCGGGUUAGUUAACAAUACAAUUUUAUUGAACCAUGAAAUGGUUGUUUGAAAUUUGUAAUUUAAACAAAAAAUGUAUUGCGUUAUAGGAGAGAACGUAAAGCUGAGGAACAGCUUCCUGUGGGACAACGUAAAGAUUGCCAGCAACUGUGACAUUGACACUGCUCUCUUGUGCUCUGGUGUACAGGUCCUGGACAGGGUCAUUAUCAACAAGGGGGUCAUCCUAGCAUGGGAGGUAACCAAUUUAAUCAAAUGUAUGCCCGCAUGCAUUCUUGAUUGUGUGGUCAUUAACUCAUUCCCUCCGGCAGUGCUACUUCCGGACUUAAUUUAUUUUCCUGAGAAAAGGGAAGCAACUCAGUUUUGAAAUUGAUGUACAUUUUUUAAAUAUUUUUUAAGUUGCUAAAUAUUAUUUAAUGUUAAUGAAUUAAGAACAAAUGCAACAAAAAAUGAAUGAGGUUUAAUAUAAAUAUAGCAUUAGCGGGGGAAAAAUAACUAAUAAUGGUAAAAAAAUCGAUUUUCGGCACCUCGGAUGAACACAUGCUACAUAGAGACGCGCCGUACUAAAGCACACAUAUUUUUAAAGUGAAACAAGAUAAAAACUUCCGGUUUCUAAAUUAAAAUCAUGCAGAGAUCACGCCAUAGCCGGAAGUCUCGAGGGGCGUGAGAUUUCAUUGCUAUUUAUAAAUAAAAAUAAGAGAGGUGUGUCGCUAUGCGCCGGGACGCAUUUGGACGCAUCAGGAGGAACCCCCAGAGGACGCAUUUAGUCGCAACCGUCGGGAAUGAGUUAAUUAACAGAUGUAUGGUUUAGCCGAUGGAUGGGCGAAUGGGAAUAUGGAAACAUUUAUAAGGCUUAACAUUGUACUUAAUGCUCUUGGGGAAGACAGCAAUGCUCCAGCUUCAUUUUAGAUUACUUAAUUUUUAAAAUACUUUCAAAAUGAUGGUCUUUUUUUUUUUUUUUUAACCUCAGAUUUCCCAUUGUUCUCCUCUGUCACCAGGUUGUGGUUGGACCUGAUGUCACUAUCAAGAAGGGAACACAACUCAUGUCUGAAGCACAGAAGGAUGAUUGGGAUGACCCAAACAUGUCGUUUGGAGAGGAUGAAGUCAGAAGUGAAUCUGCAGAUGGUGAAGACAAGGAAGGUCAAGGUAGGACCCACAUCAAACUACAGGACCACCUGUGCAGUUUAACACCAUCUCUGCUACAUAUGCAUUUACACUUACAUCAACCUACUGUACUACCUGUGCAGUUACACACAUAAUACUACCUGUGCUACUACACACCAGCUGUACUAUCUGUGCAGUUAUACAUCAGCUGUGGCACCUGAGAAAUAACAUACCAACUGCACAACCUGCAAAUGUUAAAAAAUGAAGUUAUGCUGAUGGAACAUGAUUUGUAUAAUUUUAUAUCUAAACGACAUCAUUUAUGGUGGAUACAUUUUUAAAAUAAAAAUGACCAUUCACCUGGAAUGCCUCUUUAGAAGUAGAUUUAAUAAAUAAUCUGUAUGCAUUGUAUACCAUUUUUAAGAUCUUAGUCUGCUAAUUAUUGGGGAGGAGACACAUUAAAGUUAUUUAAAACCUUUUUAUUUAAACUUUGCUUCUGGCUACAAAAGUUACUGCAGUGCAAGUGCCAUGCCUGCUUCAACUACAUGGCCUGCUUCCAAUACAUGCAGUCCUAAGUUUUCAUUUAAAUUUUGAGGAUUUCAUAUUUGUGGUUUUAUCCUCUUCCCUGCUAACCUUCCCAGAGCCAGUGAACUAUGGCAGCAAGAGCAAAGCCUAUCCAUACAAGCAAAACGUGGAUAGUGAAGACGAAGAGGAAGGUGUUGGUAAGUUACUCUUAUAUACCCACCGGUACUUAAUGAGAAGUGCUAAUGUUUUGAUGUACUGAACAUAGCAGGGCAUGUUUAGCUAUCAGGGUUUCAUAUUUCAUGAUGUGAAUCUUCAGGUUUUUUUUAAAUAUUCAUAGAAUAACAAUCCUCUUUUUUUCUUAAAACCCAACCCCAUUUCUCCACCCUUUUUUUUUUUCAAGUCUUUGUGUUUAGGAGAUCAUUGGCUUAGAAUAGUAACUCAAAUGGUAAUUCUGUAAUAAUUGUUCCUUUCUUGUAACCGUGUCUUCACCUAUGAAAUGAAAAUGUUAUAUUUUCACAGUAUUAGAUCAGACAUGGGGAAUUUCUGCCUCUGAGUCCGAUGACAGAGCAUCAGAGGAGGACAGUAAUGAUAGCUACGAGGAAGAUGAUGGGGGCAGUGAAGAUGAUGAGGCUGAAAGGGGAGGAAACCUUGAUGAUGAAGAGGAGGAGGAGGACCAGGUGGAUAGUUCAUUGGGCUUCAUUCCCAGCGUUUGUAUGAUGGAGAGAAAUACAGGUUGGUCGAGUUUGUAUGAUGGAGAGAAAUACAGAUAGAUGCUUGUAUGAUCAACUGAUGUCAACUUUUAGUUUUAUAAACUUUUUUUUUUAAUGGCUUUAAAAGGAAGAAGAAGAAGUAGAAAAACAUGAUAUACAUAGGUUGCAGACAUUGUUUUACAGGCCAUUGAUUUGUUGAAUAUUUAUUUAUAAAUGUGCAUCAAGUUAGCAGUGUUUCAACACACUUCAGGAGCAUAGACCAUCAGAGUACUUAACUGAGUCAACUCUUUAUAAUAAUAAACUAAUGAGUUUAUAGUCAUUUUUUUUUCUUGCUCUUAUUGUUAAAAAAAAAAUUCUAUUGAUGCUCAGAUUAAUUUACACAUUAUUUAAUUCUAUUAAAGGUCUUGAGCAACAACAAAAAAUGUCUUUUGAUCUUUGAUAUACCGGUAUCAUGAUAAUAAUAUAUUGCUGUACAAGUUUUCUUUGCUUGAUGAAUAUUUGUGUUUGUGACAGCUUUUUACCAGGAACUUGUGGAUACAUUUGUGAGGGCAAAUAAUGAAAAAAUUACAGAGGAUAAUCUCACUCUGGAGAUCAAUUCACUCAAGUAAGGAGUAAAAACAAAAAUCAGACUGAGACUUGAGUUUAACAAGAUUUGCAGUCAGCCAAAAAAAAAUUAAUAAUUAAGUUUUACUAUGGUGUGGGUCAUUAAGUGUUAUAUGGUGUAGAUCAUACAGUAUAUGCUGUCUGUCAAGGGUAUGAGAAUCACUAUUGUUAUGAGUAGAUUAUUGUUUCAAGGUUUGAUAGAGAAAAGAUGUUUAGUUAAAGAUUUUAUGUGUAGCUGUAUCGUUUGUGUGAGAGUGUUGUGACGUAAUUGUGUAGUAGGAAGUGACGCAUUAGUUUUCGUUGUUGUUAGAGAAGAAAGAUGGCGGAUGUGCUAUAUUGACUGUUGUGAUUUGAAUACUGCUAAGUGUUGUGCUGAAAAGAUUUGAUUGUUGCUCAGAAAUUAAGUAUCAACCAUAGUUUGGGAAUUGUGGUUAAAUAAAUUAAGUGUUGUGCUGAAAAGAUUUGAUUGUUGCUCAGAAAUUAAGUAUCAACCUUAGUUUGGGAAUUGUGGUUAAAUAAAUUAAGUGUUGUGCUGAAAAGAUUUGAUUGUUGCUCAGAAAUUAAGUAUCAACCAUAGUUUGGGAAUUGUGGUUAAAUAAAUUAAGUGUUGUGCUGAAAAGAUUUGAUUGUUGCUCAGAAAUUAAGUAUCAACCUUAGUUUGGGAAUUGUGGUUAAAUAAACUUUUGUUUGCAACAAACCGGUUGAUGUUUGUUGCAUUGGUGACUGUUGCUGUAUGAUGUACUGCCGAACGGAAUGAAGUGAAAGACUUGGCCAUACAGGAGAAUCUCAUCUCGACACUGUCGGUUAAACAGUGUUAAAUGCUCUAGGACAUACAGUUUUACUAUGGUGUAGGUCAUUUAGUAUUACAUGGUGUAGGUCAUACAGUGUAAUAUGCUGUAGGUUAUACAGUUUUACAUGGUGUAUGUCAUGCAGUGUUACAUGCUGGAGAUAUCACAUAUUGUAGAAAAAACAAAGUGAAGAUGGAUGUCAUAAUCUUAUUACUGUGGUAUUAGUAUCAAUGUCUCAUGCAUAAAAAAUGUUCAGUCAAUCUGUAGCUGAAUUCUUAAAUGUUGACAUACCAUAACCAAUUUUUCAAUUUAUUUUUAGUUUUUCCUGCUAAAUGGUUUAGGCCUAUAUUUUUGCAUAUCUUGCAGAUAUUGGUUAAAUUUACAGAGGCUUUAUUGCUUAUCAAAUAAUAAUAUUAUUGAUUAAAAAAAUAUCUUAAGUUCUAAUACAAAAAAAAAAGGUUUAUUUUGAGCUUAAAAAUGUACUAAAAUUUUCUUAUUUAUAAAUUAUAUUAACAUCUUAAAGCCUGGACGUUUUUUUUUUUUGUUUUUUUACAUUCUAGAGUGACGAAAUUUAUAUUUAAAUAAUUGUAUUUGUUUAAAAAAGGUUUAUUUUGAGCUUAAAAAUGUACUAAAAUUUUCUUAUUUAUAAAUUAUAUUAACAUCUUAAAGCCUGGACGUUUUUUUUUUUUUUGUUUUUUUACAUUCCAGAGUGACGAAAUUUAUAUUUAAAUAAUUGUAUUUGUUACAGACAUGCCUAUACUGUUUCCAUUGAGGAAGUUAUCCACAGCUUACCUUGUGUUCUGCUUGACAUGGCUUCGCAUGAGCAGACUUUGCCUGUUUCAGUGAACGACAGAAUAUCUACUUUUAAAAAGGUUAGGUUCAUCAUAAUUCAUCUGUAUCAUUGUUCAUCCUGAAUCAUCCUGUAUCAUUGUUCAUCUUGAAUCAUCCUGUACCACUUUUCAUAUGUUAAACCUAUUUGUGACAUUUAAAUUUUAAUGGAUAAAUAAUUUGUCUUUCUAGAAAUUUUCAACUACAUAAAAAAGGAAAUAUUUGUAUUUAUUUUGAAAAUAAAAUAUAUUUUUAUCUGGUCAAAAUAUGUUUGUGGUUUCUUUUUGACUCUUUUGAUAUAGCAUGCAAAAAUGAAAAUCAUUAUGCCUAGCUGGAGUUUUUUUUUUUUUUAAUUAUUGAUUUUAGCCAUACGAGUACAUGAAUAUGUUUUUAAACACAUGUGUAAAGCUAAUUUUUAUUUAUUUUUAUUUAUUUAUUUUUUUAAAAUAAAACACAUUCCAAUAAGCAGUUCUUUUGUAAAUAUUAUUUUUUUAAUUUUUCUGCAGAACGUACAGCUCUACUCCAGUUUACUACGCAAGUAUAUCAAGAAUACUGAAACCCAACUGACUCUCAUUAAUGGACUGGGUGUAAGUUGAAAUUUUUGUACAACAAUAGUCUCCAGCUCUGAUAACUUGUUAGAUGUGAUGUCAGCAGGAGAUUAUAGCUGUGAAGUUAAAUGUGAUGUUAGUGGUGAAGUUUAUUGUUAUGUUAGCGGGGAUGUUAGUGCAAAGCUUUUUGUGAUGUUAGUUAGGAAUUCAGUGGUUAGGUUAAUUAUGAUAUUAGUGGUGAAGUAAAUUGUAAGGUUAGUUUGGAUUUUAUUUGUGAUGCAAGGAAUCAUGUUAGUUUGAUUUUAGUGAGAAUUUUUGUGAGAAAGUUAAUUUUGAAUGUUAACUUUGGUGAUGAAAACCCUUAUCUGGGUAUAUUUCCCUUAUAUUAGCAAAGGUGGCAUAAUAUUUGAGACCACCACAGCUCUUUCUAAGUUAGAACAACUAUUUUGGAAGUCAAUAUGACUGUAACUUUAAAACAAUCUUCACUAGUUUGGGACCACUUUUAAGGUGGCUGAAAUCUGAGCUCACUUGGUCCUCUUGUUGGUCGUUUUUAAAUUUUAUUCUUAAGUUGUAUAUUACUGCUGCUUACCUUCUUUAUAUCCUAUUUGCUUUCUAGGACCAUGUCAUUAGACAGAGUGACCUACGACCCCGCUUGCCUUUGCUCCUCAAUACCUUAUAUGAUGUGGAUGUUCUAAGUGAAGGUGCUAUUCUACGAUGGUAUAACUCAACACAGUUUCCUUCAGUAAAUGAAUCAUCCAGACAUGCAUUCCUCAAGAAACUGGUAAGUGUACAUUAAUUUUUUUCUUUUUUAUCUAAUUUUUUUGUUGUUUUUGUAUGGAGAUGGACCAUUAUUGCAUCCCAGAUUUACAAGUUUUUUUCAGGAAUAUUUAUAUCUGCAAAUAAUAUCAGAAACAUCUCCUGAAAAUAAAAUAGCAGAAUUUUAUUAGUAAAAAUACCAGGAUGUUAGAAAGUGAAAAAUAGUUUUCUUUUUUUUUUUCUCUUUUUGGUAUUCAUUAAAUGUUUUAGUUAGAAUCUAAUAACUCCUGCCAGACAGACAGAAACAGCAUAUUUUAUAGUUCUAAAAUCUCAUUACAAAAUAAUUCCAGAAUUUUAAAAAAAACAAUGAAAUAAUUCUACUUGUCAUGUACAUUCUCUUCUUUGUAAUUUUUAUGAUUGUUUUCAUUUUCUUUCAGAGCCAACCCUUUAUUACUUGGUUAAGAGAGGCUGAAGAGGAAUCUAGUGACAGUGAUGUCUCUGAUGGAAAUAACUAAUUUCGUGGCUGUACUAAUAUUUAACUGAAAUCGGCAGAGUUAUUUUCCUAUGUUUUCUUCUUCCUUAUUGUAAUUAUAUUUUAGAGCUCUAAAUGACUCUAACUUAAACAUAAAAUAAAAAUGAUAAAUUUCUGGUUAAAAAAAUAGCCACUUUUAGGGUCAGUUGAUGGCAACCUUUUCAUUUUGAGAUUCAGGCAACUUGUCAUUUUAGAGUAGAGGGAAUUGUAUAUCAAUAUGAACUACAGUAAUUAAAUUCAUUUUCUAUCUAUGAAAUUAGUACUCAUAUAUAAUGUUGUGCUAUCAAUUAUAAUCAAUAGUAGGCUAUUUUGUAUCAUUUUUAAUAUUUGAUUUUCUAUUCUUGUAAUGCAAUAAUGCAAUAGAUGGGAGAUUUUAUGAUGAGAUCAGGGGCAGACUUAAAAUAAAAUUUAACUUUAUAAUUCAAUUAUCAAUUUGCAGAGCAUAUGAAUUUUGAAACCUUUAAAAUAAUUUUCAUCUGAUAGUAAACAAAAAUGUAAGCUUAGUGCUGAAUGCAUAGUCAGCCACAAAAGUGAAAUCUGUAAAAAAAAAUAUGUGGAUGACACUACUGGUAUCACAUGUUCUCACCAUGUCAGGUCUUAAUAGUUUUAAUUAAGUUUCAAUAUGAUCAAAGUUUAAUGUAAUUUUAUAUAACGUUAAUUUUUAUUUUGUUUAGCUUUAGAAUUAAGUACUUUUGUAAUACUAUCAAAUUAUAGGCCUAUAAUUAAACAUUUAAACCAAGACAAUUUGACAGCCUCAACUUGAGGUGUCCUAAUAUGGGGGUGUAAAAUUGUGAUGUAAUUCAUUUGAAAUACUUAUUAAAAGGAAAGCAAGGUUGAAAAAUGCAAUUUAUUGCCAUCUGGAUUUGAAAUAAAAGUUUGAGAAACCAGGA